AGCCCUCGCCCACCUUUGCGCCAUGUCCACCAAGUCGUCGUCCUCCUCCUACCGCAGGAUGUUCGGCGGCAGCAGCAGCGGGGCGCGACCCAGCUCCAGCCGCAGCUACGUGGUGUCGUCCAGCCGCUACAGCCUGGGCAGCGCGCUGCGCCCCAGCAGCGGCCGCAGCCUGUACUCGGCGUCCCCGGCCGGCGCCUUCGCCGUCCGCUCGUCGGCCGGCCGCCUGCGGAGCGGGCUGCCCCCGUUGCGCCUGGCCCACGACGCCGUGGACUUCUCCCUGGCCGACGCCGUCAACUCCGAGUUCAAGACGACCCGCACCAACGAGAAGGUGGAGCUGCAGGAGCUCAAUGACCGCUUCGCCAACUACAUCGACAAGGUGCGCUUCCUGGAGCAGCAGAACAAGAUCCUGCUGGCCGAGCUGGAGCAGCUGCGGGGUAAGGGCACUUCGCGCCUAGGCGACCUCUACGAGGAGGAGCUGCGGGAGCUGCGGCGCCAGGUGGACCAGCUGACCAACGAUAAGGCCCGCGUGGAAGUGGAGAGAGACAACCUGGCCGACGACGUCCAGCGCCUAAGGGAGAAGUUGCAGGAUGAGAUGCUGCAGCGCGAGGAGGCGGAGACCACCCUGCAGUCUUUCCGACAGGAUGUUGACAAUGCUUCAUUGGCACGCCUUGAUCUCGAGCGGAAAGUCGAAUCCUUACAAGAAGAGAUAGUCUUCUUGAAGAAACUUCACGAUGAGGAAAUCCAGGAGCUGCAGGCCCAGAUUCAGGAACAGCACAUCCAAAUCGACGUGGAUGUGGCUAAGCCUGAUCUCACUGCUGCCCUGCGUGAUGUCCGCCAGCAGUAUGAAAAUGUGGCUGCAAAGAACCUCCAUGAAGCCGAAGAAUGGUACAAAUCCAAGUUUGCUGACCUCUCUGAAGCUGCUAAUAGGAACAAUGAUGCCCUGCGCCAGGCCAAGCAGGAAUCAAAUGAGUAUCGCCGGCAGGUCCAGUCUCUCACUUGUGAAGUGGAUGCACUUAAAGGGACCAAUGAAUCUCUGGAGCGCCAGAUGCGUGAGAUGGAGGAAAACUUUUCGGUUGAAGCUGCUAACUACCAAGACACUAUUGGCCGCCUUCAGGAUGAAAUCCAGAACAUGAAGGAAGAGAUGGCUCGCCACCUGCGUGAAUACCAGGACCUGCUGAAUGUCAAGAUGGCACUGGAUAUUGAGAUCGCGACCUACCGCAAACUGCUGGAGGGGGAGGAGAGCAGGAUUACCCUGCCGGUUCCAAGCUUUUCUUCCUUGAACCUGAGAGAAACCAACAUUGACUCCCACCCUCUGGUGGACACCCAUUCCAAGAGAACACUCCUUAUCAAGACUGUUGAAACUAGGGAUGGACAGGUCAUCAACGAAACAUCCCAACACCAUGAUGAUUUAGAGUGAAAACUUGCACCGAUGCCCAGUGCAGCAACACCUUACCAGCAAGCAAAAGAAUUUGACCAAGUCCUAAAACAGCUUUCAAGUGCCUUCUGCAGUUUUUCAAGAGCGCAAGACCAUCCUGGAUAGGUAGAAAGAAUAGGUUUGAAGUCUUAUGAACACAUAACUCUAGGGAAGUUUACAGCAAAGGCUAGUUUACAGCGGAAUCUUGUGCUGCAGUACUUUUGUAAAGUGUUUUUCAGAAUCAUGAAACUGCCUCUUUCCAGCCAAUGUCUGACCAAACUGUUACUGCUUCAAUAAACUCUUUGAAAAAAUA
Tachyglossus aculeatus (Australian echidna) is the source of this 1727-nucleotide messenger RNA. RefSeq names its product vimentin (gene VIM). The record is from RefSeq and is a predicted model, not a curated record. Lineage: Eukaryota; Metazoa; Chordata; Mammalia; Monotremata; Tachyglossidae. Gene Ontology annotation, biological process: intermediate filament organization. Gene Ontology annotation, cellular component: cytoplasm; plasma membrane; axon. The coding region runs from base 23 to 1417 and encodes 464 amino acids. Gene Ontology annotation, molecular function: structural constituent of cytoskeleton. The transcript has 9 exons.